UGUCAGUCGUGUUUUUCGCUGCAUUGCGUCGGUGCGCUGCGCAUGGAGAGGGGGUGGAUUCAUUCGGCGCUCUCCGAUGCCUCGCAGCCGACUGACUUAGUUAAGUGACGGACUAGAGCGUGGCCGGCUUCUGGGCGAGAGCGGCGGGAGCCGCGGAAUACGAAGGACCAUGUCGCUCAGCAAGUUCCUGUGCGCGUCGGUGCCGUACAACUGCUACGAGAUCGGACACACGUGGACACCGCACUGCAUCCAAGCCUGGUUCGACGUCUGGUACAACACGUUCACCCGGGCGGUGAAGCUGUAUGGAGUCCUCUACCUGGCGAAUCAGCUUGUGGGUCGUCGCCAUGGCGUACGGGCCUUCAAGAAGACAUUACGGAGCACCUUCGACUCCUCCAUGUUCAUCAGUCAGAACUUCUUCCUCUACAUGGUGCUGGUAUGCGUCAGCACGCAGUGGACAGGCCGACUUCAUCUCAUGCGGUCCACGCUGCUUUGUGGAUUCAUUUCUUCAGCCUUUGCCAUCACAAUCGAACGACCCGAAAGGAGGUCAGCUUUGGCGCUGUACAUGCUGAAUUUGGCUUCUGAAAUCGUUUACCGCAUGCUUCGCAGCAGAGGAAUUGUCACAGACAUACCGAACAUUGAGGUGGCGAUGUUCUCACUUAGCCUAGGAGGAUAUAUUUAUUACGCAAGAAAAAAUGGGCAUUUCAAUGACGUCGUGUCAACUCUCUUGAGGCACCUUUUCGGAAAGGAGGAACUCGAUGGCUACGCCCAACUGGAGGCGAAGCUGGCUCUCAGGGAAGCCGAGCUCCUUAGGGCGCCCGGUGACGUCGACAAGCUGGUCCGCUUGUGCGACGUGACUCCCAUCACAGAGGCGCCGCCUCUGAUCACGGACAACGUCAACGGAACCAAGCACGAAGCUAAGGUCAACGGCGCCCACAAGAACGGCUCGCCACGUGCCAAAUCCUGGGCGAACCUGCACGGAGUCACCAACGGGGGACUUCUCGUCGACCAAGGUGUGCGUGUUCGCGGUGGCAUCCUGCGUCUUCUGAACGGCGCCUUCCGGCUACUGAGCGACCGUCACUGCACCUGCAGACACCAGCACAGCUGCCUCGCCAAUUUCGUCAAGAUAGCCCUAAAGUUCGGCUCUGUCGGAUGGGCAGCUGGUGUCGGAUUUGGCGCAUUCAAGGGUUACCGGAAGAUGCGGAUACGACAGCUGCUCUCCGGACUGUUUGUGGGACCGAUGCCACUUCGCACGGGAUGCUUCCUCGGCGGCAUGACGGCAAUUUACAGCCUCAGCAGCUGCGUACUCCGCUGGUUCAGCGGCAGUCAACGGGACUGGCACGGCCUGGUGGCUGGCAGUGCGGGUGGACUGGCGUGUGCUGCGUACCCGAGCUCGUACUUCUCCCUGUACCUUCUCUGGAAACUCAUCGAGCUCGUCUACCUGAAGAGUGCGGAGCGGCAGCUCGUUCCAAAGUUCGAAAGUGCCGCGGUGUGGCUCUACGCGGUGUGCACGAGCAUCAUGCUCUACGUCGCCAUCUUGGAGCCCCACAACCUAAGGCCACAGUACCGCAAGUUCCUGGACGACAUAUCCGGAAGGCUGAUGUCCCAGAUCAACCGGUUUCCACUGGAUAUGCUAGGCCUGCACUCUUCGCAGGCCUUCCCACACUUCUUCCCGCUCGACCUGGACCGCAGAUAUGUCAGCAGCCAAUUCCUGCAGCAAGUCCUCAUCUGGGCGUGAAAAGCGUUCUGCGUGCAAUCAACUCCCUCGACCGCGCUCACAUUUUUCCCGCUCAUGAAACGUGCCUUUUUCCCGCUCAUGAAACGUGCCUUACUCCGCCUGGAGUUCAAAGUCCGGACCUCAAGUUCAAACAAGUUUUAAAAUACACGGGGUUAUUGUAGUCGCUAGUACUUCAGAGCUAAGAAAAUGAGAUAAAAGUGUAAGGGAAGGAAAUCAAAUGAGAGGCUGUUCGUCCUGUAGAGUUUCGUUCGAACAGCCUUUGCUUGUAGGUUAUUGUGAACGGAACAGUGGAAUAGUGUAUACGCCACUUCGGAAAUGUGCGGCUGCCACCAAACUACCUUGGUUAAGAGUUCCUGUGAUAACUUCACGCUCGUGUCUUCUUGUUCAUCCCGCAUCAUGUUCGACAUAAUCACUUGUAUAGAGAUUACGUGCAAUAAAAAAAGUUUUAAUACAUUCCCAAA
Messenger RNA from Rhipicephalus microplus (southern cattle tick), 2196 nucleotides. RefSeq names its product transmembrane protein 135. Lineage: Eukaryota; Metazoa; Arthropoda; Arachnida; Ixodida; Ixodidae. The record is from RefSeq and is a predicted model, not a curated record.